AUGGCCAAUUUCUUCCAAGAUGCAAAGAUCAAGAUUCAAGAUCUCUUCAUAUACAUUGUUUCUUGUGGAAAAUCUUCUAAUGAACUAUCAAGAAAUGACCAAGGAACAGCAAGAGAUGUACCAUUAGGAGAUAAGUUGGGGCUACAAAUACAUUUACCAGAAGAAGACCAAGUUGGUCUAGCAACAAUUAUAACACCAAUAAGAUUUUCUAAAGAACCACCAAGAAAUGACCAAGAACCAACAAGAGAUCAUGUACUAGAAGAUGACUUGGGGAUAAUAACAGUAUUCCCAUCAGGUGAAAAACAACCAAUAAAUAAUGCAGAAAAUCAAUUAGAAGAAGAAAAUAUUAUUGCUCAACAAGACCAAGAACUUGAUAAAUCUAAAGGAAAUUCACAAGAACAAAAAGAGAUUGAUGAUGAUGAGGAUUUUGAACCUCUACCAAAAGGGUUUAUAAUACCUGAAGAAAGAGCAAAUUUUUCAACACCUCCAGGAAAAAGAUCAGCUCCUAGACCUAAGACUGGUUGA
Solanum verrucosum is the source of this 525-nucleotide messenger RNA. RefSeq lists its product as uncharacterized. Bases 1 to 525 code for a protein of 174 amino acids. The record is from RefSeq and is a predicted model, not a curated record. NCBI's taxonomy places the organism in Eukaryota, Viridiplantae, Streptophyta, Magnoliopsida, Solanales, Solanaceae. The transcript is spliced from 3 exons.